GAGAUAAUGAGAGAGAAUGAGCCUGCUGAUAAUUUUGCCCUACUAGCUACAUGUCUGGUUACGUGUUUUGGCUUCAUCCAGCUCUCUCUCACCUCUUAAAAAUGGCUUUUCGGCGUCAUUCAAUAGCAGCCAACGUCGGGAGCCGUCUCUAGAGCGAUCGACGCCUGUGCAUUAAUCAUUUUCUGUAUUUACCACUCACAAUUAGCUUGUACAAGUACCUCUGGCUCCCAUGUUCCCAACCGGAUAAUGACCUGACAGGCACUUCCUACAAAAACACAGGCGCGCAAGUGCUCACGGUAAAUGUAGUUUUACUGGCAAGCAAAAAGAGAUGACAGGCUCGAUUGGUUCACCCUACUAUCUUUUAAUGUUAUCUUCUUACGAAGUGACAGUCAAUCGAUCGGCGAGAGUAAUCCAAGUUAUGAUUUACACCAUCCGUUCUUAGCAAAGGGUAAAUAGUAGAAAAUAGUAGCAAGUCCGUUUUUUUGCAACCGCUACAUAACUAGCUAACUAGUGCCAGUAACUCAAACUAGCUAAUGCUGUUGCUAGCCUCUACUCGACUCACCUGCACGAGGACUGCAUUCCAGCAUUGCAAAAUGACUUCUCCGUAUUUCUCUCUCAGCAACAACGGUAUUGAGACUCGUAGUGGAAACAACACCGUACACAGUCUGAAGUCGAGAAUGGCUCAGCGCAAGGGAGAGGUGACGAAGAACAGUUGCUCAACGGUGCACGUGAAGCAGGAGGAGGAGGGGGAGGAGGGCAUUUCAAUGCUGUCCCAGUCGACAGGUGAGGCGUCCAGGUUAACCAUCAUCCCUCCCACCCCUGACACGGCCAUGCCCCUGUUGCCCCCGUUGCCCCCGGCGCCAGCCCGUCCCUGCAGGAUCAGGAAGAGGCAUGUGAAGGUGGAGUAUGAGGAAGGGGCGGGGCCUGCGACGGAGCGCUGGGAGCCAGCUGAUUGGAGGAGCCAGCUGAGGAACGUCAGGGAGAUGAGGAAGGAGAAUGACGCUCCCGUGGACAAGAUGGGGGCGGAGCAAUGCUACGACGAGCACGCCCCUGCUGAGGUGAGGCGUUUCCAGGUGCUGGUGUCCCUCAUGCUGUCCAGCCAGACCAGGGACGGAGUGACAGCGGGGGCCAUGCGGAGGCUGAGGGCUCAUGGUCUGACGCCUGCCCGCCUGCUGACCACCGACGACCACACCCUGGGGGAGCUCAUCUACCCUGUGGGCUUCUGGAGGACCAAGGUGCGCUACCUGAAGCAGACAGCAGCUCUGCUGCAGCAGCAGUUCGGGGGGGACAUCCCCUCCUCCGUGGAGGGUCUGGUGAGCCUGACAGGGGUGGGGCCCAAGAUGGCUCACCUGGCCAUGCACAUCGCGUGGGGACAGGUCACUGGCAUCGGUGUGGACACACACGUGCACCGUAUCUCCAACCGUCUGGGCUGGACCAGGAGCCCGACCAGGAACCCAGAGAGCACGCGCAAGGAGCUGGAGGAGUGGUUACCACGAGAGCUGUGGAGUGAGAUCAACCUGCUGCUGGUGGGUCUGGGCCAGCAGGUGUGUCUACCUGUGGGCCCGCUCUGCUCCCUCUGCCUCAACCAGCACAGCUGCCCCUCCGCCCACCAGGCCUCCCCAGCCAAGAGGCCCAAAGCUGGGCCGCCCGGAUCACCCAGCCUCCCAGGACCCUCCACGUCCUCCAGGGUGAAGCUGGAACCCAAACAGGAAGGGGAGGGGCCGGGCUCGAACUUCAUCGACACACCCGCUUUCACCCGUGCCCGUAUAAGGAAGGGCACAGGUGGAAGUGGGCUUUGAUUGGACAACGGGUGGCACCGUUCAAGGAGAAUUUGAAAUGUCGUGAAAAAACUGUAAUGUACCUGAUAGGUACCUGUAAACUGUAAGGUUGUGUUUUGUACUGUGAAUACACGUUUUCUACUAAAUAAAAUAUCCCAAUGUUUACUUGCCGGAAAAUGAA
Molecule: messenger RNA, 1959 nt
Organism: Osmerus eperlanus (European smelt)
Lineage: Eukaryota; Metazoa; Chordata; Actinopteri; Osmeriformes; Osmeridae
Gene: nthl1
Product: nth-like DNA glycosylase 1
Biological process (GO): base-excision repair, AP site formation; nucleotide-excision repair; base-excision repair
Cellular component (GO): nucleus
Molecular function (GO): DNA-(apurinic or apyrimidinic site) endonuclease activity; oxidized pyrimidine nucleobase lesion DNA N-glycosylase activity
Source: RefSeq, a predicted model, not a curated record